This is a messenger RNA of Charadrius vociferus (killdeer), 1459 nucleotides long. It is a transcript of the gene DRAXIN, whose product is annotated as dorsal inhibitory axon guidance protein. The record is from RefSeq and is a predicted model, not a curated record. The coding region runs from base 1 to 1053 and encodes 350 amino acids. Gene Ontology annotation, cellular component: extracellular region. The transcript has 7 exons. Gene Ontology annotation, biological process: Wnt signaling pathway; axon guidance. Lineage: Eukaryota; Metazoa; Chordata; Aves; Charadriiformes; Charadriidae.
AUGGCAACUUCUUCCACCUUCUUCUCUCCUUUCCUUUUCCUGUGCGUGCUGGUUCUUUCUGACAUCAGUCCUGCAGUCUCCCUGGACUCUGGCACAAAGCUCAAAAAUGUCCCAGAGAACAACAACCAUCUUCAAAACCAAGAGAUGUGGCUGCCACAGCCCAGAAGUGGGCACCACCACAAGCAUGGCUUAGCCAAGAAGGAGAGGGUCCAUGCCAUGCCUUCUAGAGGGCGGCCAGCUGGGGAAGAGGCCCUCAGAAUGGGGAGCGGAGCUCCAGCUGCGGAAGAACUGGCAGCAGAGGGACAGCCGGCAGCCCUGAAACAGAAUAAGGAUGUGUUCCUGGGGUUUGAGUUCCCAUAUCCUGAGAGAGAAAACCAGUCUCCUGGGUCUGAGAGAGGAAAGAAGCAGAACCGAGAGCAUCGGCGACACAGCCGCAGGGACAGGCUGAAACACCACAGAGGGAAGACUCCUGAUGCUGGGCCAAGCUCUCUGUACAAGAAACCAGAAAGCUUUGAAGAACAGUUUCAAAACCUCCAGGCAGAGGAAGCUACAAGUCUGACUCCCACCAUGCUUCUCAUCACUGCACUGGAAUUAGCUGCUUCCACAGAAGAGCCUCCUGUUCUUCCAGCCACAUCACCACGGUCACAGGCCCGCCUCAGGCAAGAUGGGGAUGUGAUGCCCACCCUAGAUAUGGCACUCUUUGACUGGACAGAUUAUGAGGAUCUCAAACCAGAAAUGUGGCCAUCUGCUAAAAAGAAAGAAAAACGCCGCAGUAAGAGUCUCAACAGUGGAAAUGAAACCGUGACGGCUGAAGGAGAGCCAUGUGAUCAUCACCUUGACUGCCUCCCAGGCUCUUGCUGUGACUUGCGUGAACACCUCUGCAAACCACACAAUCGGGGCCUUAACAACAAAUGUUAUGAUGACUGUAUGUGCACUGAAGGGCUACGCUGUUACGCCAAAUUCCACCGGAACCGAAGAGUGACCCGGAGGAAAGGGCGCUGCGUGGAGCCUGAAUCGGCCAAUGGAGAGCAGGGAUCAUUCAUUAAUGUUUAGGAGGGUGGGACUCCUGCCUGGACGGUCAGCAGCUGGGGUCAAACUGUUUAUACCUAGCAAUGGGAAUUAGAGGAAAAAGUCAAGAAAAUGACUGAAGCUGCAGGCUCUAAACAUAUCAGGUUCCAGCAACACUGAGGCUCAUGUUAAUUAUAAAUAGAGUGGUCUCAGCCUUCUCCAUAUCAGGACUGCAUUCCCCUUCCCUUCUCUCAGCACAUUCCUGCCAUUGAGCUGGGUCCCCUCUCCCAGUUAGUAAGAGAUGAUCAUGACUAACCAUUCUGAUGGCAAGAUGUGAAAGAUCCUUCAGGUCAAAGGGGAUAAAGCUUAAACUUUACCCCUUAACUAUUGCUUGAGAAGAAAGGUAGAUCCUCCUUAAGGAUCAGAGGUUUCUAGAGGAUAGGAAGCUUGU